This is a messenger RNA of Eruca vesicaria subsp. sativa (arugula), 222 nucleotides long. The record is from the annotation of a GenBank genome assembly. NCBI's taxonomy places the organism in Eukaryota, Viridiplantae, Streptophyta, Magnoliopsida, Brassicales, Brassicaceae.
AUGACGAAUUGCAAGAUUGGAUUCAUGAGCUUCCUAAUGGUUGCUUCAGUACUCAUCGUAUUUCUUACGGUUCCAGAAAAAGUUGAAGCCGACCCACAAUGCAUUGGAGUGUGUGGAAUGAUUCUUGACUGUGCAACUGCUUGCAUCAGGAUGGGCUACCAAACUGGUAAUUGCGUUGGCUGGGAAAAUGUGGAUCACUGUUGCUGUGACACCAUUAAUUAA